Messenger RNA from Entamoeba invadens IP1, 411 nucleotides. RefSeq lists its product as hypothetical. NCBI's taxonomy places the organism in Eukaryota, Evosea, Mastigamoebida, Endamoebidae. The record is from RefSeq and is a predicted model, not a curated record. The transcript has a single exon. The coding region runs from base 1 to 411 and encodes 136 amino acids.
AUGGAUAAAGUAAAAAUCGGUGCGAUGACUGCCGCAAGUGUUGUAUUAUUGCCGAAUGAAGAUUUAAUUCCUUGGCACCAAGCUAUUGGAGAUGGAGAAACACUCGUGGAAAUGAGAGAAGAUGGUGUUCAUAUCACAGAAGACUAUUUGAACAACAAAGAUUUUAAAAGUCAAAAUUAUCGUGAAUUCCCAACAAAAUUAAAAAGUGACAAUCUUAAAGAAAUUGGUGAGAGAAAACUAAAAGAAAAUCCAAAUUAUAACGCCAUAAAUAUAAAUGGAAAAAAUUGUCGUGGACUUGUUGAUGAAAUUAAACAAGAAAUUAGAUGUGGAGGAGACAAAGAAAAAAUUAAAGAAGACAAUUUAAAAGAGUUAGAACGUUUGGCACUGUUUCACAAAUUAUUGACUGACUAA